Molecule: messenger RNA, 648 nt
Organism: Torulaspora delbrueckii
Lineage: Eukaryota; Fungi; Ascomycota; Saccharomycetes; Saccharomycetales; Saccharomycetaceae
Gene: DAT1
Product: Dat1p
Exons: 1
Coding region: 1-648 (215 amino acids)
Source: RefSeq, a predicted model, not a curated record
AUGGCUAAGACGUUGGCUCAGGGUAGAAAACCAGGUAGUGGACGUAAGCCAGGGAAGGGGAAAACUUUGAGGGAAGGAAGAAAACCUGGGAGCGGUAGAAGGCGUAAAAACUUCGAUGAGCAAGACAGUUCGGUGCGAAAUACGGGGAAGAUGACUUAUCCUUCUAGGGGAUCUAGAAGCUGUAGACGCCUUGGAGGGGGUUGGAAUGGUAAUCCUGAGCAACAGCAAUUACAACAGUUACAACAGCAAUCAGGGAUGGCAAACACUCGAACUCCUACUCCAACGCCGACACCUACACCUACACAUAUACUACCCGAUUUGAGAUCUCCACAUUUCUUGGCUCAUAUAACAGCUCCUGAGCCACCUAUCGGGGCCUCGAGGUUGCCUCUGACUCAGAGCAGGUUGCUGUCAAACACAACUGGAGGGAGUACCGGAUCCUUUUCACUUCACGAUAUGAAUCCUUACUCGAUCACUCCUCAAUUCAUGCAUUCUCCACCUGCAGUGGCUUCAUCUUUGAUGGUUCCCAUCGGUAAUAGCGGCUCAUCGGUAGGCUCUUCUUCGGACAACGCUAGCAACUCUUUUCAGGACACCAAGGUCACCAAUAGGGACGAUCCGGCUGGCUCCGUUCUCAUUCACACAAGUAUUUGA